GUUUCCUUUGAAAGUCAAAAUGCAGUCAUCGUCCCCAACAGUGAGCAAAAGAGAGCUGCUCUUCCCGCAAAUUCGAAAACAUUCUCCGGCAAUUGACAUGAGGAUGACGCUAGGGUCUCCGAGCAUGAGGAGCUUGGAUCAUCUGAAGCCGCCGUCGGGAUCCGGCAAGAAUUUCUCGUUCUCGUCGCCGCGGCCAGCUUCCAAUAACCAGAUGUCGUUGGGGAACUUCACGAAUCCGAAGUCCGCUGCAGAGAAGUUAGUGAAGGAGCAGACGCCGGUGAAAAUGGAGCUGGAAACGACGAACAAUAAGCUUAAGAAGUCGAUUGAGAAUGUCCGUUCGCUGGAGGAAAAGUUACAGAACGCGUUUAAUGAGAAUCUAAAGCUGAAAUUGAAGCAGAACGAGAAUGAGAAGCUGUGGGAAGGAUUAGAGUCUAAGUUUGCUUCAACGAAAUUGUUCUGUGAUCAACACUCUGCAAGUUUACGCCAAUUAUCUGGACAGGUUGAGCUUGCUGAAAAGGACACGGAGUUCUUUCAGGGCAAAUUAUCAGCAAACUCGAAUGCUAUUGACAAGUUGAGCCUACAACUCAAUGAUCUGUUUCUGAAAUUGUCAUCUACUGAGGGAACUCUUGCAACACGAGAGAAGGAGUUGGCAGAUCUUAGAACUGAAAAGGAGGAAGUGAGUAAAGUUUUUGUAGGGGAGAAGGGGAGACUUACUAAGCUGAUCGAGGAUCAAGAUGGCAUGCUGAAGCAGUUUGAAGCAUCCCUGACAGCAAAAGGAUUGGACUUGGAGUGCCUGAACUCUAAACUGGAAAGCAUGCACCUUGAAUUGAAGUUGAAGGAAGAUGAGAUAAACAAUUCUUCCAUUGCGGUCCAGAAUUUGGGGGAAGAAAAGAGUGACCUCCAACUGAGCAAUGAGAAAUUGGCUAAUGAAUUGGCUACAGCACUUCAGGAGAUUAUGAAGUUAGAGAACUUUGUUAAUGUGCUGACCGCUCAGUUAGUUGAACUGGACGAGCAAAGUUUGAGUUUCACUGACAACUUCAAUCGUCUGAGCUCACUCUAUGAUGCUUCCAUUGAGUUGGCUCAACGAGAGAGUGCCCUUGUUUCCAAGCAUGCUCAAAAGCAGUACGAUAUGCUCCACAACAAAUUCUUGGAAACAACAUCUGAAAUGGAGGCAAUGCAACUGACAAAUACGGAGCUGAACUCUAAGAUCCCCGAGCUCGAGAAAGCACUAGAGUCUCUCAGGGAAAAGCUUGCUGAGGAGCAAUGGUCUGCAGUUGAAAAAAUUAACAAGCUGGAGUCUGAGGCUGAAGCACUACUCUUAAAGAAGGAUGAAGCCGUGAUGCUGGUUUCAAAAUUAGAGGAGAAAACUAAAGCUCUAUCAGAAAGCUCAAGGUCAUCUGAGAAUGAAACGAAAGAGCUACUGCUGAAAAUGGCUAAGUUGGAAGAGGAAAACAGAGGCACCAUAGAACAAUUACAGGGGGAAAUACAAAAGAAGUUGGAUGAAAUUGAUAAUCUGAAGAAGGAAGCUCAGGAACAUGACCAAGAAACGGAUUCUUUGUCGCAGAAAGUUGACGAACUUCUGAAUGUUGUACAAGAAAAGGAAGAACUUAUUCUGCAAGUUAAAGAGAGGGAGAAGAAUUUGGAAGAUAAAAUCAACGAGAAUCAGGCCUCAUUGACUGCAGCUGAUGGCAGACUGGCAGAAGUAAAGAAACAAUAUGAAAUGAUGCUUGAGAGUAAACAACUGGAGUUGUCUAGACAUCUGAAUGAAAUUUCUCUUAGGAAUGAUCAGGCAAUUACUGAAAUCCGGAGGAAGUACGACGAAGAGAAGCUGGAAAUCAUUAACACAGAAAAGGAGAAGGUGAAUAAACAACUACAGGACAUGGAAAGAAACUGCGAACUGAAACUUUCCGAACAGAAGGAGGAAUCAAAGCAGCAACUUGUGCGUAUUCAAGAAGAGCAUGCUGCAAUGAUUUUACAAAUCAAGCAGGAUAAUGACAAGAAGGAAACUAGUCUUAAAGCUCGCCACAGUGAGGAGCUGAAGCGUGCCGAAUCUGAAGCUAAGCAUGCAGAAACAGAGAAAAUAGCGUCGCUAAGAAGUGAGCACGAGGCUCAAAUGAAAACUCUGAGAAGCCAGUAUGAAGAUGUGGGAAGGAAGCUACAGGACGAGUUGGAUCUCCAAAGGGACAAGGAAGACAAGCAGAGGGCUUUGCUGGAGAUGCAGUUGAAAGUGAUGAGCAACAAUCGAGGAGCUGAUCAAGAAGUGAACUCUAACAAGAACAUGAUCAAUUCGCAGGAACACUCCGUUUCAUCAGUCCAGAUGUUAGACCACCGAAAGAUCAGAAAAAGUCCAAGAUCACUGGCAAGGCCAGAGAGUGCUAAGAGAGGAAAUGCAAUGGGUAUCCCCAUGCAUACCAAGAAGGUCUCCCGCCCGGAGUAUGAGUUUGAGACUGCCGAUGGUGCAACAAUUGCAAAGCGCAGAAAGACAAAAACUACAGCAGUGCUCGAGGGUCCUGUGAAGCAUAGUAAGAAGGGCACCCCCAAGGCUGUUAUUACUCCUAGAACUGCACUAAAGCGAAUCAAGGGCUCUGCUGCUACCCAGCUGCAUCGUCCUUCGAACAUAGGAGAUCUGUUUUCCGAAGGAUCACUGAAUCCAUAUGCAGACGAUGAUCCCUACGCUUUUGUUUAGAUGCCUUCUUUUCUCCGGCCAAUCAUCGACUGUUGCACACUGUUUUGUUUGUCAGCUAAUAGUAGACCACGCUGAGAGAGGUUGAACUCUAACUGAGCGGUGAGAACUUACCAUUGUGUUUCAUAUAUGGGAACCUUACAAGCAUUUUGUAGCAACUUGCACAUAGGAACCUUACAAGCAUUGUGUUCCUUGCACCAUUGCUACUGCUUGGUGUAGCUUUCAGCAGUUCAUCCGUAGACCGUAAAUAAACAGACAGUUGUGCUUCUGCUAUAGUGCUAUGCUAUUGCUAUCGUAAAUGACUGUACAUAGUGCUGUUUGUAAUUUUGUAUUGUCUUACUCUUUACAUGCACGACUCGACGGAAAAGUGUGAAAACAGAGAGAAACAUAAGGGACGUUACAAUACAAUUUUUUUUUUGUCAGUAAAUA
Messenger RNA from Linum tenue, 3112 nucleotides. The record is from the annotation of a GenBank genome assembly. NCBI's taxonomy places the organism in Eukaryota, Viridiplantae, Streptophyta, Magnoliopsida, Malpighiales, Linaceae.